Messenger RNA from Physcomitrium patens, 1470 nucleotides. Lineage: Eukaryota; Viridiplantae; Streptophyta; Bryopsida; Funariales; Funariaceae. The record is from RefSeq and is a predicted model, not a curated record.
UUCUGCCAGGAAUUUAGUCUGCAACUACAUAUAUGAGUAAACAUGUGCCAGAUACAUUCUGUUUCUGCACGUCUACGCGGGGGUGUAGUCUGAAUGUUUUGCUCUUUGGAUCGUACUUCAUGUGAUGAUAACGGAAAUUUACCCUGCAUUUCGGGGUCGAAGAAUCGAACAGGUAGUGUUAGUGUAGUUUUGUGUAUGAAGUUUUUUCGCUGCUAGGCAUUUAAGAUUCCUUAGAUCAUUUGUGCAGAUUUACACGGUUCCGCACGUUGUCUGCAGUUGGACAGUUACGUGUUCUCAAAGGGCUAAACCAUGAUGUGAAAUGAGAGCUGCUCCAUCAGCAACACGCCCCACCACCAAGUCCUAAGCUUGAUGCUCAGUUCCGAGCGACAUCUCCAUCUUUCUGUGAUGUUUCUGUUCGAGCGGACAUUUUGGUGGUUGCCGCCACUCGUAUGUGAAAAGGCACGUGAUUCUUCUCACCUGCAUAUUGGUCAUGUCUCACGAAAUGUGUAACCAGCUCUUCACACGAGAACAUCCCCGCAAUCCCUUAUGGCUCAAUAGCCGAGUCACAUUCCGAGCGAAUUUGUGACAGGGAAUUGAGGGAGCCGUUACAGCUUUUGCAAUUGAGAGGAAGAGGAACCAUGAGCACCUGAGAGAAUUCAUGCUGUCAUAGAAUCCACAGCGAUCGUAACACGCCCAGUUCGAGACUCCCGCCUAGGAAUAAUAGCCAGAUCAGUGACUUUGGGACAGAUAGAAACAUUGUCAGCCAGCCUCGUGAAGUCACUCGCAUUACUUCACAUUCCUCUUUCCACUCAGAUCAUCAUGAGAACUAUGACCGUCGUGACAAUUCCCUGGAUGCUCGUUCUGACAGUCACAUGAAGGGUCGCUCCGACCACCGCAUGAGGUCUCGCGGCCCUGACAGGAACAGCAACUCAAAAAAUCUCCUGCAGGUGCAUGUGAUCAUAAGUGGCCAAGUGCAAAGCGUGUUCUACAGGAAGUGGACGAUAGAGAACGCUACGAAGCUGUGUCUCAAUGGCUGGGUCCGAAACUGCAAGGAUGGCACGGUAGAGGCUGUGUUCUCCGGCAAGCCCAGUGCAGUGGACCAUAUUCUGGACAAGUGCAAGACUGGGCCAAUACGGGCGCGUGUGGCGAAUGUGAAGGUGAUCAUGGCUGUCGGGCCUCCCAAGAAAGGUUUUCAUCAAAUUGGAUGACAGGCGCUGGUAGCUACUCAAUCACCAGGGAAUAGAAUUAUUGAGUAACGUUGCAGGUUCCAGCAAGUAGGGCUUUUUGGUAUCAUUUCAGUAAUAGAACCAGGGAAGACCAAUGACAUGACUGCCGAUUCAGCAAAAUUGUAAGCGUUGUAUUGUGCAUGUACGAAAGAAGAUGUGUGAUUUCAGUUUGUGCUCACACGCAUAUGAAGAGAAUUACGAACAGCAUUGACUAUUUGUGCAUGCUGCCGAAAGAUUGUACCCA